AUGCACAAGCCUGAGUCCAAGGUCGCUACAACGGGUAUGAACGUAGACGUCCCAAUCCUUAUUGCUGGUGCGGGCCCUGCAGGCCUGGUACUUGCGCUCGCCCUCAUACAGAACGGCGUGAAAGUUCGCAUCAUUGACAAGGAGCCUUUCUACCGCCCUGGCCAGCGCGGUAUGAGCAUACAACCUCGUACUCUGGAAAUCUUCAACUAUCUCGGUGUUGUGGACGACAUUCUUGCCAAGGCCAUCGACCCGCCGAGGCAGCGCCGUGUGUACAAGCUGCCCGGUGGCGUGGAGCCCCUGAAGACGAUCAAUAUAGUAGAAUAUGACGAACCGACUCCUUCGACGCCCAUUCCAAACGGUGUUCAUCUGGGUCAGGAAAACAGCGAAGCGAUCCUGCGAGCGCACCUCGCAAAGUACGACUGCUCUGUCGAACUGGGGACCGCAUUGCGUGACUUCGAGCAGCACACAGACCACGUCGUCGCACACAUCGUCAAGAAAGACGGUGAGAUUGAGAAGACGGAAACCGUCACUUGUCACUUCCUCGUCGGAACUGAUGGCGGCAGAGGAGUUACUCGAAAGAAGCUCGGCCUCACUUUCCAGGGAGAAACCCGCGCUCGACAUAACCUGGUGAGCGAAAUCGAGAUAUUUGGUUUGGACCGUGACUAUUGGCAUCUGUGGGGCAAUAUGUCUACAUUAUUCUGCAUGAUACUCCCGACGGAGAAUCCGAACUCGUUCUAUGUUGUGCUCAGUGGCCAGAUUGACCACGAGAGGCUCGCAUCGGGCAGGGAAGAAAUCUUGAAGACGAUUCGCGCCGCCACAGACAGGCAGGACCUGCAGUUUGGACAGCUCCAGUGGAUGGCAGACGCUCGCGCGAAUAUCCGUAUGGCGAACAAGUUCCAGGAAGGUCGGGGGUUCAUUGCCGGAGACGCAGCUCAUGUGCACAGUCCGACCGGAGGCCAGGGGUUGAAUUCCAGCGUGCAAGACUCGUUCAACCUUGCCUGGAAACUCGCACUCGUCGAGAAGGGUUGGGCGUCCCCGGAUCUCCUCAAUACCUACACCGAAGAGCGCCUCCCGGUGAUCGCCGCCAUGUUGGAACAGAGCACUACGCUCCUGAAUGCGCUCGAGACCUCCACGCCUGACGACACCGACGACGCAGCGUGGAAGCGCGACAGGCAGCUCAAACAGCUCGGCGUCAACUAUCGCUGGAGCUCCAUUGUCGUGGACGGGCGUGCCCCGGAGAAGCCCAAGGAGCCCGCCAACGUCUACGGCGGUGAGACGGGCGGUGACCUGCGCGCGGGCGAUCGUGCUCCGGAUGCCCCGGGAUUGGUCUCCAUGUCUGGAGACAAGCAGGAGUCACUAUCCCUCUUCCGCAUCUUCCGUCCAGUGUAUCACACUGUGCUCCUCUUCACCUCCGACUCCAGUGCCAUGCAGCCCGUCCUCGAGGAGCUGAGGCGCUACCCUGCUGGCAGCCUGAAGACCGUAAUGGCUUAUCCUCGAGACACGGCCCAAGCCUCCCCAGAAGCCAGCGCUGACAUUACUGUUGUAGACAAGGAGGGUCACGCAUUCAGCGCGUAUGGCGUGUCUCCGGAUCGCCCCACAAUAGUCGCCAUUCGACCUGACGGCGUGGUCGGUGCGAUUGUGUUCGGAGUGGACGGGUUGAAGGCAUACUUGGAGGCCGUGUUUUCGGCGAUUUAG
Messenger RNA from Fomitopsis serialis, 1695 nucleotides. RefSeq names its product monooxygenase. Lineage: Eukaryota; Fungi; Basidiomycota; Agaricomycetes; Polyporales; Fomitopsidaceae. The record is from RefSeq and is a predicted model, not a curated record. The coding region runs from base 1 to 1695 and encodes 564 amino acids. Gene Ontology annotation, molecular function: FAD binding. The transcript has 10 exons.